This is a messenger RNA of Drosophila albomicans, 1923 nucleotides long. Its product is annotated as RNA-binding protein 25-like. NCBI's taxonomy places the organism in Eukaryota, Metazoa, Arthropoda, Insecta, Diptera, Drosophilidae. The transcript is spliced from 2 exons. Bases 576 to 1181 code for a protein of 201 amino acids. The record is from RefSeq and is a predicted model, not a curated record.
CCGAAGGCGUUGUAAAGUGCGAGGAGGUCGAAUAGUUCGGAGAGGACGAAAGGUCCGAAGAUAAGUCUAAGGAGGUCGAAAAGUGAGAAGAGAUCGAGAAAUCGUGGAGAAGGAGAAGGAGGCGUAAAGUAUGAAGAGUUUGAAAAGUCCUAAAAGGUGGAAAAGUCCUAAGAGGUCCAAGAGGAUGACGAAAAGUCCGAGGAGGGGAAAAUGUCUGAAGGGGACACACAGUAUGAAGGGUUUGGAAAGUCCUAAAAGGUGGAAAAAUCCGACAAGGUCAAAAGUAAGAGGCGGUCAAAAAGUUGGAGAGGGUCGAAAAGUCCAAGGAGAGCGAAAAGUCCAAAGGGGGGGUAAUAUAGGAAGAAGUUGAAAACUCCGAAGAGAUUAAAAAGUUCGAGGAGGUCGAAAAGUGCGAGGAAUGACGAAGAGUCCGAAAAGGGAGUAAAGUCCGCAAGUAUGUUCGAGGAACUCCAAAAAUCCAAGCAGAGGUGGCACUGCUGGCGGAUCGCAAAGAUGCGCUUACCAAGCGACCCCUGGACUUUGAUCGCGAGGAGGAGACGCGCAAGGGCGAGACCAUGAAAUGGUUGGAGUCGCACUUUGGCAGCGAGUCGACAGCAUCGAACGAUUCCCGCGACGACGAGGCAACGCGGGACGUGGACGCGGAUGUAGAGCCCACGAAGAAGAGCUACUUCAAUGUGACGAUCAAGUCGCAGAGUCAACUGCCAGUGGGCGGUCACAAUGCAACUGUGCCGCUCACCCACACUUUGUCACGCAGCGCCGAACGAGAACGGGAGUGCGAAAGGGAACGCGAUCGGGAGCGAGAGAGGGAGCGCGAUAGAGAGCGAGAACGCGAACGGGAACGCUUGCCUAGCACGCUCGAUCGGAAAUAUCCAAAGGAUCCCGGGUUGGCGGGACGAGGCGGGAAGUUCUAUCAGGGCAUCUCGAACUGGGCGGAACGUCAGGAACCCGCCUCGAAUGUCAAUCACUUUUCGUCGCAGGCAUUUCGUGAGGAUCUCCAGGAGACUAUACGUCGCAACAGGCUGAAGAAGAAACUGAGUGGAGGAGGUAGAGCUCCGCCCGAUGUGGUGGCAGCCACAGCGUCAAUCGUGGCGGGUUGGGAGAACCGAGCACGCCCAACGGAGCAGCAAUUAAUCAGACAACCUAUCAGCAGUAUAAUGUGAUCGACGGACACAUCGGUGGUGUGGGCACGAACGGAUCGAUGCGUCACAGCAGCAAUGAAUCGGAUGGAUCGUUGAGCGAUCAGCAGCGACAGCGACAGCCGCUAAAGCAGGAGACAGCGCUGCGUGGCCGCUCGGCAAAUCCGCAACUCCAGCAGCAGCAGUCGCAGGAAGAGUUGAUAAGUUCGCGACAGCGUUACUAUCCCAUUUGAAACAAACUUAACAAAUGCUGUCGAAAAAAAAUUAAAGCUCUAUCUCUUAUAGUCUCUGAGAUCUAGGUGUUCAAACGGACAGAUGGACAGACAGACGGACAUGGCUAGAUCGUCUCGGCUAUUGAUGCUGAUCAAGAACAUAUAGGGUCGGACAUGCCUCGUUCUACCUGUUAUACACAUUUCCUGCCAUCACAAAGUUAUAAUACCAUUCUACCCUAUGGGUAGCGGGUAUAAAAAUUAUAAUAAACAAACAACAUAAAGUGCCAAAAUAAAUAAUGCAAAAAAAAAAAAUACUGUAAAUGUUUUUAAUUUCUUAGAAGGAAAAGGUUUUAUUAUUGUGUACAAAAUGAUUCAUAAAAGUUAAUAGAUAGGUCGAGAGACACUUAACAUGCGCAUUGCGCAUAUUACCGAUGGUUUAAGGGUUAGAUUAAACAAGUGUUAAUUGAGAAAUUAGUCAGUUGCUUUGUUGCUCUAUACAAUAUAUAUAUCAAAGUGAUAUUAAAAGUGAUGGAAUGAAUUGGCAAUUAUUAAUU